Messenger RNA from Hyla sarda, 5638 nucleotides. RefSeq names its product lysine demethylase 3A (gene KDM3A). Lineage: Eukaryota; Metazoa; Chordata; Amphibia; Anura; Hylidae. Bases 920 to 4963 code for a protein of 1347 amino acids. Gene Ontology annotation, cellular component: histone deacetylase complex; chromatin. Gene Ontology annotation, molecular function: transcription coregulator activity; histone H3K9 demethylase activity; chromatin DNA binding. The transcript is spliced from 28 exons. The record is from RefSeq and is a predicted model, not a curated record. Gene Ontology annotation, biological process: regulation of transcription by RNA polymerase II.
UUGGGGUUUGUAGACUUUUCCCUGUGUAGAGAUCUAUAAAAUGCCUAUUGUAUCCAACAAACGUCUUUAAUGUUCAUUUUUCGUCAUCUAGAAUGGGAAUUCAGUGGAAAAACGAGCUUAGAAGCCCAUUUCCAUUCAAGUUCGUCACACAAUGAAGAGUAGGGUUGGGCUAUGACCAAGCCGCCCGCCAUUACGAGUCAACUCAACUGACUGGAGAGAUGGACAAAAUGGCCGCCAACUGUCACUCCCCGCCCUUCCCCCAGACUCGCUUCUCGGGAAAACAGAAACCUCGCUAUGGCGGGAAAUGGACGGGUCCAACAGGCACUGCUCUGGGGGUUGGGCUCGCUAAAAGAAAUCGCGCGUCUAUCGCCGCCAGAUUCCUCGUUUCUUAUUGACUUGUGUUUUGCCAAACGCGUCGAACAAACCAAGAUGGCAGCCAAGAAAACAAGGCACAACCUCGUUCUGGCUAUGACUAAUGGGUUGGCUGUGGACACCUCCCCCCGGCACCAGCUGCCUUCCUGCCCCACCCCCUCCUUUAGACAUUUUUUUCCCCGCUGCGGAUGCACAGAGCUGCACGUAGUCCAUGUCAAGACGAAAAUAUCUUGCUGCCUCCGCUGGCCGGAACUAUUUUACCCCUGUCCUGUCGCAGUAUUACGCCUAGCACCGCACUUCGACAUCGCCUGUGUGUUUUACACGUCGCUACUUGAUAGGCGGAGUUGGGGCGUGUCUUGGAGCGUACGCGUGUAGUGUUUGUCCGCCUCUCCUGCAUAGUAGUGUCCUGGACCGGAGCUAGAGAGGCUGAAAGGGACGACAAUAGAUCGGACAGCGGUCGUCUAAACCCCGCCGGAGCCGCUAAGGCUCCCGUUGGCUGCCAUAUCGAUUACCGGCGCAUGACAGAGCGACUUCAAACGGCUUCACCAUGAUGGUGCUAAUGCAUCAGGAGAGCAUCCACGUGCUUGUGGGGCAAAAAUUUACCUGCGUGCUGGGGAGCGGCCUGGACCUGGAUAUCAGACACAUAGACGACUGGCCAUGGAAGAACGGCGUCAUCCGAGCCGCGUCCCACAAGGAUAUCAACUGUACUGAGCUCAAGGUUUGUGUGGAGUUUGACUAUGAGCCCUGGGAGAAAAGAACAUGGAUUGAGUUGCACGGCCCCCAAGUCCAGUUGUUUCUGGUGGAACACAGCCUGGCAAUUGCCGACCGCAAAUGUCCCAGUAACCCUUCUAUGUCUGUACUGUGCCCGGCCAUGCAAUAUAAAGUAAUGGUGUCAAAGACAUCCAUGGAGCCCAUGACGUGUAUACAGUUUCUUGGAGAUAAACAUAAAGUUUUCAUGAAUCAGGAUGUGGUGAAGGCUUUACGGGAUCGAGAGAGUUUGAAGCAAUUUAUGCAGGGAAACAGAACAUUUAACAAGGCCUUUCAGGAGCUCAUCAGAAAAAGUGUGGAUGAGAGUCGUAUACUGCAAGGUGCCAAGAAUUUAGUUGGGUCAUCUAUAAGAGUAUAUAGUAUGAGUGAAGGCUAUCAGUGGUUCAAUGCCUCAGUGGUGAAUGCGAGUGCUACUACCCGGACCCUGCAGAUUAAAUGUGAACAGGUUCCCAGUCUAAAGAUAAUAGAUCCAGCUCUGAUACAUGUUGAACUUGUGCAUAACUAUUCUGAUACUUCUGUUCACAUCACGAGACCUUUGAAGCGGCCCAGUUCAGAAACGCCAGUAAAAAGGAGUGCAAAACAGAAAAGAGGGAGGCCAUCAACAAAGCGACCAGUUCAGAAGCCGAGCUUCAUUACCUACUCCAGGGAUGAUGGAAAGACGUUGGUAGUGGUGGACAACCCCAAGUCCUCAGGGAACUCUCGUAUGAAUUUCGUGAAAAAAACAGAUGGUGGAAAAGCGGAUCAAAUGACUGCUCAAAACCUGACAACUAAGCAGUCUGUGCCCGUUGGAUAUGGAGAAGCAUUGCUGGGAUGUACUGCCACUACGCCUUCCAGCCAAAACCAGACCUCCCGUGCAACUCCACCCCAAGCAAAUUCUCCUCCAAGCUUUGGUGCUGCAACACCUCCAGGGAAAGGUUCUCAAAACCUACCGAGUGAAACAUCCUCCAUUCUUAAUGGUGACGGAAAAGAAGAGCAGAAUAACUUAUUUCUCAGUGCUGCAAAGUCACAAAGCAAAGGGUCAGGAACUGGCCCUUUCUCAUCAGGUGCAGGCUUCUCCUCCUGGGCUGAUCAGGACGAUGGACCUAAAGCCGAAAACAUCUUUGCUGCCUUUGCAAAAUCCACAACUGUGUUCCCAAAGGGCUUUGAGUUUUCCGUGGAACGUUUUCCUGACAAAAACACCUUGAAGGUGAAAGACUCUCCACGGUUGGGAAGUUCUGGGGCUUGUAAAAACUUAUCGCUGCAACCACCGAGCGCAUUUGGCAAAUCUUCAGCAACCGAGACCAAACCUGCUGCUCACCUGCUAUCCAUAAAAAAUGAAUUAAAGUCAAAAUCACUACACAUUCCUGUUCAGAAGUCCAUAAAAAGGGAAAUUAGUCCCCACAAGAGCCCAAGUAAAAGCGAUGGUGUCACAUACCCCAGAUCUAUAUUGCUGGACCCACUGAAGCUGAAAAGGCUCCAAUCAAGUGGUGAUUGCUUUGUACAGGAUGGCUCUUGUAAUGACAUUGCUCCACAUUUACACAAGUGUAGAGAAUGCCGCCUGGAUCGUUUUGGACGGAGCAAGGAACAGCGGGAUGCUGCAGUCUUCUGCCGCUUCUUUCACUUUAGGAGGUUGCACUUCAAUAAGCACGGAUUUCUGCGGGAAGGAGGCUUUUUGACUCCUAAUAAAUAUGAUGCUGAAGCAAUAAACCUGUGGCUUCCUCUAGUGAACAGUGUUGUGGAUUUGGACCUUGACACAGCCAAAUACAUCGUGGCAAACAUCGGAGACCACUUUUGCAAGCUUGUAAUGUCUGAAAAGGAGGUUAUGGCAUCUGUCGAUCCACAAAAACCAGUGGCCUGGAAACGCGCCGUGCGUGGUGUACGGGAAAUGUGUGAUGUGUGUGACACAACCAUCUUUAAUCUCCAUUGGGUGUGUCCUAAAUGUGGCUUUGGGGUGUGUGUAGACUGUCAUCGGAUGAAAAAGAAGAGUAUGAACAGUGAAAAUGAUGGAGCAGAGUCGUUCUCCUGGCUGAAGUGUGCAAAAGGGCAGUUACAUGAGCCUGACAAUCUAAUGCCCACCCAGAUUGUACCAGGGAAAGCUCUAUAUGAUGUCGGAGAUGUUGUCCACUCUGUAAGGGGAAAAUGGGGGAUAAAGUCAAAUUGCCUGUGUUCCAACAAGCACCAAAAGCCUUUACCUAGACCAGUUAUAAAGGAAGAGCCCAAACAGAGUUCUUCUAGUCCUGAACCCCCAAAUGUAUCCCUUCAGCCAAGCAAGGUACCAACCCAGGAUCCGUUAUUGGAUAGUAGCAAAAUUCCUUCAUCCUCUGUCUCUGGGCCUUUAAGUUGGCUAACAAAUCUUCCCAACACAAACGUGAACAAGGAGAACAAAGAUAAUAUCUUCACAUCCGCCUUGAAAACUGAAAACAAAGCACUACCCUCUUUUGCUAGUUUUGGAAAGCCAGCGUCCGCCUUGCACCCGUUCAGUAGCUCCAUUCUUUCCCCUAUGAGCAGUAACUCCUCGGGGUUUCUAAGGAACCUCCUCAAUUCUUCAAGCACAAAGCCUGAGGGUGGUGAGAAGAGCACGCCCAAACUGCUGGAUGACAUCUUUGCCUCUUUGGUUCAAACCAAGCCGCCUGUGACUGAUCCUGUAAAUAAGCCUCAAGGACUCGCUGUUCAGCCCAGUUUGAUGGGAUUCAAUACACCACACUACUGGCUCUGUGACAAUAGGUUGCUUUGUCUGCAAGAUCCUAGCAAUAAGAGCAACUGGAAUGUCUUCCGUGAAUGUUGGAAACAAGGACAGCCUGUCAUGGUAUCUGGAAUCCACAAUAAAUUGAAUAUUGAUCUGUGGAGACCUGAAUCUUUUAGAGAUGAAUUUGGGGAUCAAGAAGCUGACCUGGUGAAUUGUAGGACGAAUGACAUAAUCACAGGAGCCACAGUUGGCGAUUUCUGGGACGGUUUUGAAGACCUAUCCAGACGACUUAAAAAUGAUGCUGGAGAACCAAUGGUGCUGAAACUGAAGGACUGGCCGCCUGGUGAAGAUUUCAGAGAUAUGAUGCCAUCUCGGUUUGAGGAUUUAAUGAACAAUAUUCCACUGCCUGAGUACACGCGGAGGGAGGGGAAGCUAAAUCUUGCCGCUCGUCUUCCUACAUACUUUGUCCGCCCGGACUUGGGACCUAAAAUGUACAAUGCUUACGGUUUAAUUACUCCAGAGGACCGGAAAUUUGGUACAACAAAUCUUCACCUGGAUAUAUCUGAUGCUGCUAAUGUCAUGGUCUAUGUAGGGAUUCCGAAAGAUGAAGGGGAUCAAGAGCAAGAAGUGCUGAGGACCUUACAAGAUGGUGAUGCAGAUGAAUUGACCAUAAAGCGAAUGGUGGAAUUUCGGGAGAAGGCUGGAGCUUUGUGGCAUAUCUUUGCAGCAAAGGACACUGAGAAAAUCCGACAAUUCUUGAAAAAGGUAGCAGAAGAGCAAGGCCAAGAGAACCCUGCAGAUCAUGAUCCCAUCCAUGAUCAGAGUUGGUAUCUGGACAGUACAUUAAGGAAGAGACUUCUCCAAGAACAUGGGGUUCAGGGCUGGGCCAUUGUACAGUUCUUGGGAGAUGCUGUCUUCAUUCCGGCUGGAGCCCCUCAUCAGGUUCACAACUUGUACAGCUGCAUAAAAGUAGCUGAGGACUUUGUAUCUCCGGAACACGUGAAGCAUUGCUUCUGGCUGACUCAGGAAUUCCGCUAUCUCUCCCAUACACAUACAAACCAUGAGGACAAGCUUCAGGUGAAGAAUGUGAUCUACCAUGCAGUGAAGGAUGCAGUUGCAGUACUGAAAGCUAAUGAAGCGAGUAUAGGGAAGGUUUAACACUGACGCAUGGAUUCAUUGAAUAGACUUCCACUGGCAGCUUUCUCUGCCCCUUCUACCCCCAUCACUAGCUCAAUGAACGUUACCUCGUACACAACAUGAACUUUUAUAGGAGAUGUUUACAACCCCUGGGAUCGAGGACUAUGUUCACCACGACUCUCCAGAGCUGCAUUGUCCUAACUACUACUAACUCCUCUUUUUAGAGGUGCCAUACUCUAUAUACCAUUUGAUGAAAAACCAAAACUUUUUUUAGACUGUACAAAAUAUACCUCUUGUUUUUGGAGACCCUCUGAAAACAUUGUGUAAAUCUGAUUUAAAUAUGCUUUUUUUUUUUUUCCAUAAUUUUUUGGGCUUGUAGGAUGGUAACAUAGAAUUUUUUUUAAUUUUUUUUUCGUUUUUAAGCAAAAGCUAUUGUAGCCAUGAAGCAUUACUAGAAUGCGCGUUCUAAGUGUAAUGUAAAUAAGCAGGCUCUUAUCAUUUUACAUUGAUUUAGAACUAGCACUGACGUGCCUGGAAUUGUGUAAUUAAAUCCUUUCUGGUUAUAGAUUUCGUUGCUUGUUUGACUUUUUUUAAUUUAACAAUUCUUGGGGUUUUCUCUUUUUGACCAUAUUGGAGAAAGGGGAGGGGGAGGGAUAAGGGCAGCGGCCCACUAGCAAUGGGUCUUUCAGAACACUU